Messenger RNA from Galleria mellonella (greater wax moth), 3217 nucleotides. RefSeq lists its product as uncharacterized. Gene Ontology annotation, cellular component: cytoplasm. Lineage: Eukaryota; Metazoa; Arthropoda; Insecta; Lepidoptera; Pyralidae. Bases 125 to 1171 code for a protein of 348 amino acids. Gene Ontology annotation, biological process: DNA catabolic process. The record is from RefSeq and is a predicted model, not a curated record. The transcript has 2 exons. Gene Ontology annotation, molecular function: 3'-5'-DNA exonuclease activity; nucleic acid binding.
UUUUUUUAUUGUGUUAAAUUUUUAUUUAUAAGUACAUAAAUAGUCUCCGUACCUAUUGGUAUAUAAGUCGAGUGUUUCGUAGCUUUAUAUUGCAUAAACAUUCAAUAACCGGCAGGGAACCGAAAUGGUUAGAAUUACGUCGUAUGUUUUCGUUGAUAUUGAGACGACGGGUCUCCCGCACGAAGAGUUAAAUAAGACCAAAAUAACGGAAAUCAGUAUGGUUGCAGUGCAAAGGGAUCACAUUUUAAAUACGAACAAGGGUUCUCUACCGCGAGUGCAAAAUAAGCUCACGCUGUGUCUGAAUCCACGUAGAAUGGUAAGCCCCGCCUCUGGAGAGAUUACAAAGCUGUCUAAUGAAUUACUAGAAUAUCAGCCGUCAUUUGAUUUAGAAGUACACGCUAUAUUAAACAAAUUUCUUAACAUAUUGCCUAAACCAGUAUGUUUAAUAGCAUACAAUGGUCACAAUUUCGACUUCCCAAUCAUAAAAAAUCAGUUGGAAAGACUAGGUAUGAAGUUUUCAGAUGAUUUGUAUUGUGCAGAUUGUUAUCAUGGUUUCUAUGAUAUAGAGAAUCCUCCACGGAUCGAGAAUCAACCAUCAAAAGGUGAUACCAUAGACAAUGGACUUACAGAGAAAAAUUUGCAGAAAGUUAGGCUGGUAGAUGAGGAAAUUAAAGAAAAAAAAAUUAAAAACCAUGUACAGACGUCAUCUGAUCCAAAAUGUAGAUCUAAUGUAAUAAAUGGAGAAGCAAUGAGUAGUAAUACAAGCAAGGGAUUUAGUAAUAUUUACACAAGUGAUAUAGAUGUUGAAGAAUUUAUGGCAUCUAUUGACGAGACAGAUUUUAUUAAUGGAAGUAUGAAUAUGAAACUUCUCAAUGAAAGCACUCCAAAACAACAAAUAAAGCCAGCAACCGGACAGAAAAGAGUUAUGAAGGCUCGCAGACGACUUCCGUGGACUGAAAAGAAGCCAAAGUUUUCUUAUAAAUUAGGAGAUCUUCAUGAAAGAGUAUUUAAAGAGACUGCAAUAGAUUUACACUGUGCUGAGAGUGACUGUCUAACAGCACUCAAAAUUGCAGUUGCAAUAUCUAAUAAAUUUGUACAAUGGACAGAAAAGAACUGUGUAUUAUUUUCUGAAGUGAACACAAUGACUCCUGGGGUGCGCAUUGGUGAUUAGCAUCAAUUUGACCUUACUUAAACAUUGUGUAUAGUACUUCAAUGUGGGAAACCGCGAGGAGGUCGACGUGGUUGGGUAUAUUGCAAUAGCAAGCAAUGGGAUUCUCAGUCUCCAUUACUAACAAUCGCUUUCCCCCCGGUUAGGAUAUACUGUACACCAUUGAAAUUAUGUAAACUCUAUGGAAGAGAAAGAAAGUACACAUUAAAUCUGCUAUACUCCCCAUAGAUUAUUAGAUUGUUUUAAAUAUCUAAUAUAUAAGAAUAUAGCUUACCUACUUACAAUUGUUUUUUUUCUCUUGUAAUAUUUAAUUAAUAAGUGAUAUUUAUAAUAGAACAAACAACUGUAAUAUUUGAAUUUCUUUCAAUAUAUUUAAUACUGAUUUAUGUGUACUUUUGUAGCAAAUUUUUGUAAUAACUUUUUUUUUUUUCUAAAUUAUACCAAAGACUAAGACUGAUUGUCUUUUAUAAAAAAUAAAUUAUAAAUUUACUUAAAUUACUUGACUUUAAAUGAUUUACUUUUUAACUGACUAUUGAAUAGGUGCUAAAUAAUUAUAUAGGAUAAUUUUAUUAUUUACCAUAGCACAGCAUGAUAUUGUAUGAGUCUACUGUCAUGAUAUACUAUGAGAUAUAACAGGAAAGCAAAAUGUAUGUAAUUGUAUGACCAGAGGGUGAUUUUGUACAAAAGUCGUUUGCUUGUGUUCCAUUGCCUCUGUCCCAUUAGUGUUUCUACUGUGAAACAGUUGUGUUUGCAUGGCUGUGUUUCGGUUUGAAGGGUGGGAUAUGGCUGUGAAUUUACUGGGUACAGAGGAAUAACACCUGAGUCCUCAGGAAUGGCAACGCAUGGGGGGUAUCAUGGGCAAAACGGUACACUCUGUUAUGUCCAUAUAUUAUAUAUAAAUAUAAAUACAUCCAAAUUGAAAAACUUCUUCAUUUUGAAGUUGAGUGAUUACAUAUGUAUACAGCUAUAUUUUUCCAUAUGCAUGUUUUUCAGCUAUUUUUAGUAUAUAUAUAUUUUAUAUUCAACUUAGAAUGGCAAACAAGCUGACGACCCACCUGAUGGAAAGUGGUAACCGUCGCCUAUAGACAUGAGCAGUACCAUGGACAUAACAGUACACACACACUAUACACUAAAAAUAGCCAAAUUUUAUACAUAUAAUAUAAAUUCUAGUGAGAACAAUUUAAUUAUUAAAAUCCAUUCAUUGUUUUUAAUAUGGUAUAUUCUAAUGAUAUUGUGCCCUGCUAUGGUAAAUUAUAAAAAUGCCUAAUGUGUACUAUAAAUACUUUUCUGAUUACUGUUGCAUUCUGAUUAUAGUUACAUUUCAUUACAAUUAUUAAAUAAUUGUUUUUUGAUUAUGUAUGUAAAAUUAGCUUUUAUACUUUCUUGUUGCAUGAUUUAUGGUUUAUUAGAGAUGGGAUUUAAUGCCAUUGUUUAAUUAUGAUAAUUUAGCUGAGUUAUCUGAUCGUUUCAACCAGUGGGCGUACCAUGAAAUAAUUUCAGAAAUUUUGAGGCCUAACAAAACAAAUUUGAUGUUAAAACUUCAUAAUAUAUACAAUUUAAAAUGGUUAAAAUAUCGUUAAUUUAGACUAUUAUAGUAGGAUUUGUGAUGAAGGAAAUAUUAAGCUCUAUUUACUGAGUCAAUUACGGUACGAACAAAACACGAAGUUGAUCUCAAAUGUUUGGGAUUUUAUUUCAUGAUAGUUCCCCAUGUUACCUGCACGACACAUCGUGAUAAGUUAUUUAGCAUAGUAUAUGUAAAUAAUUGCAUUAAUUCUAAUUAUGAAAUGAAAUGAAAUGAAUUUAUUUUGCUAGAAUGCAGGUAAUUUUAGAUGAUAGAGGUAAUAGAGUAAUUUUAGAUGAUUAAUUCUAUGUAAACCAUGAACAUGUAUAAAAAAACAUUUAUUCCAUAUUUUAAUUAUACAUGUUUUAUUUUUAUACUUAUAUACUUAGUUUUUAAAACUUAUCUCAACUUUGUUAGUAGUUUUUAAUUUCGAAUAUAAUGUUUAUUUACCACUUUUUUUUUAAUAAAUAUUCUUUAUUGGAAAAUAU